Mucor mucedo is the source of this 1262-nucleotide messenger RNA. RefSeq lists its product as uncharacterized. The record is from RefSeq and is a predicted model, not a curated record. Lineage: Eukaryota; Fungi; Mucoromycota; Mucoromycetes; Mucorales; Mucoraceae. Gene Ontology annotation, molecular function: hexosyltransferase activity. The transcript is spliced from 2 exons. Bases 289 to 1146 code for a protein of 285 amino acids. Gene Ontology annotation, cellular component: membrane.
UGCACAUAUGUUGGAUAUGUAUUACGUCUAUAAUAUAUAUUUAUAUAUAAGAUCUUCGCUUAGCAUCCAAUGAAAACCGUUUUUAGUAUGUUGUACACCAAUAUUACUCCUUCACUCCCGGAUUUUUUGUAAACCAAUUUAUUCUCAAAGGAUCUAAAUUUUGUAUUCUUUCUUCUCUUUACCAAAUAAUAUAAUAAUAAAAAAAGGCACUUAAUAUAAUCGCAAAGCGAUAGAACCCUAAUACAAGCUUUCGAUUCAUAGACUACAUACUAUUACACAUAUCUUAAUAUGCUUAUUCCACGAUCACUAUUGGUAUUCAAGUUAGCAGCACUGGUCACAGUGAUUGUUGGCACCAUCCUCUUUUUCCACGAGACAAGUGCACCCAAUCUAGGCCGACCGCUGAAGUGGGAUUGCUCUUCCACCACGCUGCCAUCCUUUCAUGGAGCGCAAACAUACAAUGAUACCAAAAUAUUUAUUGGAAUAUUUACAACCAAAGAGAAAGCAGAGCGUCGACAAAUGAUUCGAGACACAUAUCUUCAAUACAAACCAGAAAACAUAGAAUAUAAGUUUGUGAUGGUGGCUAACCAUAUCCCCAAAAGCUUACAACAAGAAAUAGAUGAUUACAAUGAUAUUUUGAGGAUCAACAUGACAAGAGAAAAUAUGAAUGAAGGAAAAACAUACGAAUACUUCAGAACGAUGGCAGAGAGGAAAGAGGAUAAGUUUGAUUUUGUGUUAAAGGCAGAUGAUGAUUCGUAUUUACAUUUGGAUCGCAUGGAGUAUGAUUUGUCACAUACAAACCGCAAUAUGUCUUACUGGGGAUACUUAGUCGGAGAUACAUUCAUGGGCGGGUUAUGCUACGGGCUAUCUUUUGAUUUGGUGGAGUGGAUAGCAGAUGCCCCCAUCCCAAGAAGAUACAAGAGCGGACAUGAAGAUUCCCAGGUACAAAAAUGGUUCCGUUGGUCCAACAUUGAUGAACAAGUGAACUAUGAAGUGAGAAACUGUAGAAUACACGACUAUAUUGAUUCGGGGUCUUUUUAUUCUAAGGAAAUUGAACUUGAUAACACCAUGAUUGUUCACUACUUGAAAAGCGAUGAUCACUUCUUGAACACACAUGAAACUUUAUCCUCCACCUAUCAGAGUAAAUAAAAUGUACAUCAUACAAACGUGGGUUUUGCCACAACCAUUUGAUCGUGACUGCAGUGAACUCAUUUUAAGUUGGUUUUUUUUAAAGCAACAAUCCCAAUUCGUUCACCGACUUCAGG